Messenger RNA from Rubroshorea leprosula, 1933 nucleotides. NCBI's taxonomy places the organism in Eukaryota, Viridiplantae, Streptophyta, Magnoliopsida, Malvales, Dipterocarpaceae. The record is from the annotation of a GenBank genome assembly.
CCCAUCCCAUUGAGAUUUAUUCACUUAUAUAUCAACUUAUUACUAUCCACUAUGAAAGUCUUUACUUCCAAACUCUUAGGCUUCUUAGUCUUUUUCUUUUUCUACCAUUGCCAAGCGUUUCCGCAUUACAAGUUUGUUGUGAAGGAAGUUCCAUAUACGAGACUAUGCAAUACGAAGAACAUACUAACCGUAAAUGGCCAAUUUCCGGGCCCUGCGUUAUAUGUUAAUAAAGGAGACACCAUCGUUGUAGAUGUUUACAACAGAGGAAAAUAUAACAUCACCAUUCAUUGGCAUGGAGUGUUGCAGCCAAGAUAUCCAUGGUCUGAUGGUCCAGAAUACAUCACUCAGUGUGCUAUUCAACCAGGAGCAAAAUUUAGGCAGAAAAUCAUUUUUACAACCGAAGAAGGAACUUUGUGGUGGCAUGCUCAUAGCACAUGGUUGCGAGCGACUGUCCAUGGUGCUCUGAUUAUUUAUCCCAAGAUGGGAACAAGCUAUCCUUUUCCGAAACCUGAUGCAGAAAUUCCUAUCAUAUUAGGAGACUGGUGGAAAGAAGAUAUAAUGGAGUUAUACCAAAUUCUUGAACGUGACGGUGAUGCCAUCCAACACAAUUCGGAGGCCUUCCUCAUUAAUGGCCAGCCUGGUGAUCUUUAUCCCUGCUCCAAACCAGAAACUUUUAGACUCAAGGUGAAUAGAGGUUUGACUUAUCUCCUUCGGAUAGUUAACUCCAUCCUAGUGGAUAGCCUCUUCUUCUCCGUUGCCAAUCAUACUGUCACGGUGGUUGGAUCUGACGGUAGCUAUCUAAAACCAUUCAAGAGAAGCUUCAUAUUCAUACCCGCAGGCCAGACCGUUGAUGUCCUUCUAGAAGCCAACCAAAGUCCCAAUCACUAUUACAUGGCCGCCAGCGUGUACUCCACUGGUGGGAUAGGUGUUUUCAACAACUCCACCACCACAGCUAUUAUAGAAUAUAAUGGAAACUACACUCCAUCAUCGCGGCCGGUGUUACCCUAUCUUCCUAGCCAUAGUGAUACAGCAGCAGGCCUUAAUUUUACCGCAAGUCUUCGGAGUUUAGCUGAUAAGGAGCAUCCAGUUGAUGUGCCAAUGGAAAUAAACACACAUUUCUUAUAUAAAAAAAUCUUUUGUGCAGAUGGUAAGACAAGAACCUUAGCCAGUGUGAACAACAUAAGCUUCCUCAAUCCGAGUAUUGAUAUAUUACAAGCUUACUAUUGCUGCAUUCAAGGUGUGUAUGGGACCAAUUUUCCUGAUUUUCCUCUAUUCGUGUUUGACUUCACUACCGAAGUUUAUCCGAUGGACUGGGAGAUUCCGAACGUAGGGACGGAAGUGAAGAUGCUAGAUUACAAUUCCACCGUGGAGCUUGUUUUCCAGGGGACAAACUUGCUAAAAGGUAGUGACCAUCCGAUGCAUCUUCAUGGAUAUCUUUUUUACGUUGUGGGAUUGGGUAUGGGGAAUUUCGAUAAGGACAAGGAUCCCUUAAUGUACAAUCUGCUGGACCCUCCUCUUCAAAACACCAUUCAUAUUCCCAAAAAAGGGUGGGUGGCCAUAAGAUUCAAGGCUAAAAAUCCUGGAGUAUGGUACAUGCAUUGUCAUUUUGAUAAACACAUGGUAUGGGGCAUGGAUACGGUGUUCAUAGUUAAAGAUGGCGAAUCUCCGGAGGCCAAAAUGUUGCCACCACCACCUGACAUGCCUCCAUGUUAAGGCUAUCUCAAUUAUAUCCAAGGUUGCAAAUUAAGUCUUCGGGUCAAGAAAGAUAUGUCCUCCCAUAAACAUAUCUGGACAAAAAGAAGCACUGUAAUCCUUGAAAGUAUUUUGCUAAAUGGUUGUGUUUAGCAGGAGAAUUCUAUCAUCUGCAGCCUUGUUCUUAGUGUUUUCUUUUUUCUUUUUUCUUUUUUCCAAAAAAUAAGUAUUUUCUAUUAUU